CCAACCCAGAUUACUUCGCUGCUGUCUCCUGUCCUCCGUCUCUGCGCGCGGCCUCAUCCUCCUCCAACCUGGUAGGCGGCAGCCCCUAGCGCCGGCCCUUUUGUUUCCCUCCACCGAGAUCGAGAUGGUGGUGCGCCGCUGCGCCCUAUCCUCCCCAGCUUGGUCGCUGGCCAGCCCCUAACGCCAGGCCCUCCGUUUUCCUCCAGCGAGGCUGAGAUGGCAGUGUCGUGCUGCGCCCCGCCGGCCUCGCCGUCCGGGAUGCUCAGCAGGUGCUGCAGCGCCAUCGUUAGCGGGGUCUCGGAGUCCAGCCCGAACAUCCCACCCUCCAUUCUUGCUCACUGAUCGAUCUCCUCAGUGUUGGAUUACUUGUUGAUUAUAUAUAGGCAGGCUACCGGAGGACGUGCAAGCACCAAGCAGGCGGCAGACUACGCGCUCCCAACCUGCCUGCGAGGACGGAGAAGGAGCAGGAUGCGCACUGUCUGUGAGGCCUGCUGCCACCGGUCGUCCUGCCCCAUGAGCUUCACGAGAAGCGGCUCCCAACAAACAUGCCCAUGGACCUUCAGGAGAGAGAUGAGAGCCUCUUAUUGUUAUACGAGCUCACGUAUUUUUUUAUCUUGAAGAAAUCCUGUGGAAAAUUUAUGUACUAACCUUUAUUAGGAAAGUAUUAUCCUUUCUUUUAUUAAAAAAAGUCAUCAAGAUGAGGUUUAAAGUCCAAUGUCUACAAACAGUGAAACCAUUUCUUCUAUGAUCUAUCUGGCUUUUAAUUAUUGACUGCAACCAAAAACUUUGUUGUCAGUUUAGUAAUGACAUAGCUGAAUGUAUUUGCUAUGACAUGCAGGUAAUUUGCAUUUUUUUACCACUAUCAUUCUAUAUGGAUUCAUACCAUUGUGCGUUCUCUUACCUGGCAGCUGGCACUAAUUUCUGCUGCUUAUGUUAUCUGCAUCCAUCUGCAUCAAGUAUCAUUUUAUGACUAUUGUACCGCAUCCAUAUUGUUCUCAUGUUUAGUAGUUAUCAGAUUGUUUGUAUAUGACGGAUUAGAAAGCCUUAUCACCUAACAUUUAUUUGAGUAUUAAUAUGAUAGUGCCAGAUGUCUAUAGAUUUUUCUUCAGCAAUCUGCGCAACUGAAUCCGCAAUUACCCAGCUAAAAUAAGCUCCUGCUAUUACUGGCUUAACAGUCUCUCUUCGCCAUGUAGAUCAGAAUCGAAGCCUCCUCACCACGCGUGAGAUUUUGUGCAUGGUUGGGAGGGAGGCGAGUCUUCGUUUGUGUCCCUGCUGAGUCUUUUCCUGUUCGGUGAGUCUUCGUUUGUGUCCCUGCUGAGUCUUUUCCUGUUCGUUUCGUCUCUGUUAUGGUUCGUUCCGGUGCUCAUGCUUCCCAGCGUAUUCGCUCCACGUCGUUGGGUUCUUCUUCCUUGGUGGGUUCCUCUUUGCCGGUUGGUGGUGUUGAUGGGAGGUUUCUUGCCCAAGGUGGUUCUGUUCCUCAUUCGAGUGCUGAUGAGGCGCGGCGGCAACGCCAGGCACGGCAAGAUAUCCGUCGUGGGAAGCGCCCUCUAGAUUCAUCGUCCGUUGGAAGGAACGUUUGCCCUGUACUUGAAGAGCUGGUUGAUCCUUGUCUUCUUGCUGUUAGGGGUGCAUCUGAUGUCGAAGUUUUGUAUCGUCCGUAUUUUGUUGCUGGUUGGUUGUCUGGUUCCUCGCGUGGACUGACUCCUUCUGUUCUUCCUACACCUGUUGUUAGUCGUGCUGAUGCUGUUUGGAAUCGUCGGAAGCGAAGGAUUCUUCGAGAUUAUUACACUGGUAAAAAAAGAGUUCCUGCUAUGGAACCGCCAUUUGCUAAGGAAAAUAUAUUACUUCUUAAAGCCGUUUCACGUGUUCGCUCUUAUUAUGGUGGUCCUGAGUAUGUUUGCCCGGUGUGCCAUGCUUCAUUUUGGUUUUUGGAGGGCUGUAAGACUUAUGCUGCCGGUGGUGGUCGCCUUCCAGUGUAUAGUGGCUGUUGCAAGGGAGGCAAGGUGUCGUUGCCUUCAUUUCCAGAUUGGCCAUCUCCUCUUAAGGAUUUGAUUAAGUUUGAUGGAGGUCCUGUCUCUAGCCGUUUCAUGCGUUUGAUUAGAUAUUACAAUUCUAUGUUUUGCUUCACAUCUCUUGGCGCUCGAGUUGAUCAGAGUAUUAAUGUUGGCGGAUCCCUAUGUUUUCAAGAUGAAUGGGGUGGUUUAUCAUCAUAUUGGUCCUCUUAUUCCUUCAGGGAAUAGUGCGCCAAAGUAUGCUCAGCUUUAUAUGGUGGACUCUGCUGAUGAAGUGCAGUUGAGAAUUAGUGCCUUUGAUCGUCAAGGAGCUGAAACGCUUGAUCCUGAUCCAGGCAUUGUGGCCUCUCUUAUUGCUAUGUUAAAUAGGCAUCAUAAAUUGGUGCAUAAGUUUAGAAUGGCUAGGGCAAAUCUGUGUUCUCCUUCUGCUCCUAGGGUGGCUAUACAUUUUAUGGGUGAUGAAGGCGGUGGUCAUGGUGACCGUUUUUCUGGUCCUGCUUCAUGUGAGGUGGCCGCUCUUAUUGUCGGCGAUUACACGCUUGAAUGUAAAAGAUUUGAUGUUAUUGCUGAAACUCGCUCUGGUUUUCUUCAGCAUAUCUCUUCGUUGAAUUCGAGUCUUAUGCCCCUACAGUAUCCUCUAUUAUUUCCCUUUGGUGACAAAGGAUUUCAUCUUGGUAUCAAGUAUAUUGCUACUGGUGGGCCUCAUGGAGAUGGGCAUUGUAAUAUUGGUGGGCGUUUACGUGGUCGUUCUUCAGGAGGGCAAGUAUCUAUGAUGGAAUACUAUAAUUAUUACUUCCACUAUAGACGGGGGGAGCCAAAUCCUUAUACCUGUUGUGGUCGUUUGAGCCAGCAGGGUGGAUCAACUGGUGAGAAUUUGGGGAUUCAGUUUAUAUUACAUUCGAGUUUUACGGGUGGUCCUUGGUACAUGAUGCUUAAUUACCAUGAUGGUAUGGCUAUUUGUCGCGAAUAUGGUGCUCCCGAUCUUUUUGUCACUUUUACAUGCAAUCCAAAGUGGCAAGAAGUGAUGCUCUCGCAUAUGAAGGUGGUCAGACUCACGUUGAUCGUCCUGACGUUGUUACACGUGCUUUCAAUAUAAAAUUUGAAGAAUUUUUAGAAGAUGUAAAGAAUGGAUCAGCAUUUGGAGCUAUUCAAGCUUAUUUGUAUGUGGUGGAAUUUCAAAAGAGAGGGCUUCCUCAUACUCAUACUCUUAUCUGGCUUAAAGAGAGUACGAAGGAUCCUUCGCCUGCUUUUAUAGAUAAUCUGGUGUGUGCUGAGUUACCAGAUCCAAUGGUUGACCCUUCGGGAUAUACACUUGUGGAUGAAUUCAUGGUUCACGGCCCAUGUGGUAUGUUAGAUGACAAGUGUCCUUGUAUGAAAGAUGGCACUUGCUCAAAGCGGUUUCCAAAGUCUUUUAACAGUGAGAUGAUGGUGGAUGAGAUGGGGUUUCCUGUAUAUCGUCGACGCCCCUCUGCUAAUUUUGUUCUUAGAAAGAAGGGGACUCUUCGUUUGAAUAAUUUGGAAAGAUGGUUAAGGUGGUUCCGUCUCUUGGUCUAUGUAAUGGGACACGUUUGAUUGUCACUCGCCUUGGCCACAGAGUUAUAGAAGGUGAAAUCAUUACUGGUUCACAUAAAGGGGAACGAGUUUGUAUUCCGCGUAUUGUGCUUAAUUCUCCUGGGUGUAAAUGGCCUUUCACAUUGCGUCGUUGCCAGCUUCCAAUUCGGCUGUGUUAUGCGAUGACAAUAAAUAAAAGUCAAGGGCAAACUUUAUAUAA
Triticum aestivum (bread wheat) is the source of this 3783-nucleotide messenger RNA. RefSeq lists its product as uncharacterized. NCBI's taxonomy places the organism in Eukaryota, Viridiplantae, Streptophyta, Magnoliopsida, Poales, Poaceae. The coding region runs from base 2161 to 3108 and encodes 315 amino acids. The transcript is spliced from 9 exons. The record is from RefSeq and is a predicted model, not a curated record.